This is a messenger RNA of Capsicum annuum, 2595 nucleotides long. RefSeq lists its product as uncharacterized. NCBI's taxonomy places the organism in Eukaryota, Viridiplantae, Streptophyta, Magnoliopsida, Solanales, Solanaceae. The transcript has a single exon. Bases 152 to 364 code for a protein of 70 amino acids. The record is from RefSeq and is a predicted model, not a curated record.
AUGUGUAAAGCAAAGGCAAAAAGGACUGCAUUAAUGUUCAAUUAUUGGAAACUUGUACACUAAGAAAAAUCACUACGUUUGCUUUAAAUCUCCUACUACUACUCACUUGCAAUCACCAGAAGAAAAUAUCAAAGCAAGAGAGAAAACAGAAAUGGUAGUAGACUGGGGGCCAGUAGUGGUCGCAGUGGCGAUGUUCAUCUUAUUGUCACCAGGACUACUAUGUCAGCUUCCAGCAAGAACGAGGUUCAUCGAGUUUGGGAACAUGUACACCAGCGGAAUUGCCAUUCUGGUCCAUGCCAUCGUAUACUUUUGUAUGUAUACCAUCUUGAUAGUCGCCAUUGGUGUCCAUAUACGAUCUGGUUGAUACCUUUCCUCCGUCUACAUCAUGUAUACUAUCUGUCACGACACCCACUAGUGAUAUUGUCCGUUCUGGGCUCAGGUGCUGGGUAUAUAAGUAAGCAAGCCUUACUCCCUAGUGACGCGUUUUAAAGCCGUGCGAGCCUGGGCCCAGAGCAGACAAUAUCACUAGUGGGUUGGGCCGUUACAGGGGUCUCUCGGACCUUCGUGGUUCGGAAUGCCCGUCGCGGCCAGCGCCUCAGCUCGGGCCGUGACACUAUAUAUCCCCUAGUUGAAAGUCAUAAUUUCGUGUUCCAUCAACCAUUCCUUGUGUUUCGUAUACGUUUGCACUAUUUCUCAUGCAUGGAGUACUCUGAUAAAUGUGCUUGACGUUAAUGUUCAUCGCAAUCAUGAUAAUCAUGAAAUGAAACAUAUUAUCCAGCCACCCUAUCACAGUGUUCGAGACAUGCUCAUAUUGGAAUAUAUUAAAGUUUGUUCAUAGUGCAAAAUUAGUAUUUUCAAUCUUUGCAUUUUAGUACUAGAAUUAUUAGUUCGUUGAAACUGCAACACCAAAUUAGGACAAAAACUUAAUUUAUUUAUUUGAUAACCGUGGUGUCCAAGCCAGCUUUCGCGCAGCUCGACUAAAUUCAUGGGAUACGUAUCAUCUCCCACCAGCAACAGAUAUCAGGUUACUCUGUCCACCAAGGCUCGGAGGAUGGGAAGAAUCACCUAGUGAUGUUUGUCUCUGUUGAUGUAGAUUCAAAUCUGAGAUCUCAAGCUCUCAACCCACUUCGUUGACCACUAGGCCACACUUUAAUCGUGGAAAUGAGAACAGUAAUCAAUUUAAUAGUGGGAUAUACUGUGGUAUUGGAUAAGCACACUGAAAAUAAAAUAAAAUUCGUUUGCCAAUGAAGCACUCAAAGCCAAUUAGCCAAAGGCAAUAAGAGUCACAUGGUGUUCAUAAAGGAAGCACUUUGGUGCUCCUUCAACUUUUUGGCCAUUAGACAUAAUGAGGUUUCACUGAAAUGAUAGGAUACAUGUGUAUGUGUUGGUUCAAAUUAUUGAAAAUUCUCAUUACUUUAAACCCUUAUCCAAUCAGUCAUAUGAUCAUAUUGUUUCUCUUCUUCAUCUUCUUCUUUUUCUGCUUUAAUGGAGGAAAAUAGACGCCAUAGAAGUCAUAACUCCGUCAUCAUAACCACAAAAAGUUGAUCGGAAUGCACAGCUUUUUCAUUUUCUUAGUGUUUUUUAUGACAAGGAGAAAAGCAGGAGUCAACAUCACAUAGUGAGUAUCAUUGUUGGUUUAAGUUUCAUCAAUCAUACAUCUCACACAAGUGAAAAAAACAAAAGGCAAUUAGUAAUAACAGUUGACCUCUCAAAAUAGAUGAUGCAUCAGAUCACAUCAUAAUAUAGUACAGAAGCACCAAGCAAAAAGUUUAAUAAGACUAGAUAAUGGCUUACUAGGAACCCAUAUACAUAUGGACUCCAAUGGCUAAUAAGAAAAUGCACAUGAGGGCGAAGUAGACAACUGAGUGAACCAGUAUGGACACCCCACUGGUUUGAAAGUUGCCAAACUCAACAAAUCGGUUACGACCUGGUGCUUGAAUCAGCAAUCCUGGUGUUAACAGCACAAACAGCACCACCGCCACAAACACCGGACCCCAAUCCGACAUCUUCUUUCUCUAUUAGUUAAUGUUAUCAACCUGUUUUUCGUCUGUCUAAUUGAAUUCUUUGCUUCUAUACUCAAGAAAAAUGGUAUGUAGAGAAUGGUAUUUAUAAAGGAUGGAUUUCAGCAACAAGCGAAGGUGAUCUAAAUAGCUGGAGAUGAAUCAUGAAUGGAAUGGCUGUGAAGAAACAGAAGUUUACCAAAUGAAGCUAUUCUGUUUCACACUUUAUGGCUGGUUGCUUGUGAGAUCAACAUUCUGAUUCUCUCAACCUAAUUGGCCACCAACGGACUGGUGAACAAUUCUCACAAUCCGUCUUUUCAGCAUUUCAGGGUCAUGAAACACGAAUUCAUGAUUAGUGUGUGUCGGGGUAAAAAGGAUUUGUUUCAAUAUCAUGGAAAAAUCACACUAUAAUGUUUAUGUAACUCAUUUUUGCUACAUAAUCAGGACACUAUAAUAUACAUAUUGUACGUACAUAGACCGACAAGCAACAGUGUUGUGACCUAAUUUGUUCUGAAUAUAAUGGUGGAUAAAAUGCUUUACACAACUAGGUGCGCGAAAGCUAGCCCAGACACCAUGGUUAUCAAAAAAGGAAAAG